UACUACGGCACUGGUCCUAGUUUUGACAGAAAAGGAUCCACUACAGGAAAAUACAUUUAUAUGAGGGGAAACUACGGAAGUAUAGGUUCUAAAAGCUGGCUGGUUAGCAACUACUUUAAUACAUCAAGAAAAUGUUUCACAUUUUGGUAUUAUAUGUAUGGAUCAACUGUUGGUUCCCUCAAUAUAUACGAACAAACUAUGGGAAAAGAAAUGAAGCCUUUGUGGACUGUAACUGUUAACAGAGGAAAUUUUUGGCUCCAAGGUCAAUUAACAAUCAACUUUACCAUUGGAUCAAAAAUUAGGAUAAUUGUUGAAGGAGUUCGAGGAUGGAGUAGUUCCAGUGACAUUGCUCUUGAUGAUUUCAAAUUUUUGGAUGGAGCCUGUGAUAUACUUCCGCUAACUGCCAAACCUCCACGUGAGUGA
Messenger RNA from Xenia sp. Carnegie-2017, 423 nucleotides. Its product is annotated as MAM and LDL-receptor class A domain-containing protein 1-like. The record is from RefSeq and is a predicted model, not a curated record. NCBI's taxonomy places the organism in Eukaryota, Metazoa, Cnidaria, Anthozoa, Malacalcyonacea, Xeniidae. Gene Ontology annotation, cellular component: membrane. The transcript has 3 exons. Bases 61 to 423 code for a protein of 120 amino acids.